AUGGUGUAUAAAGGACCGAGUCGGGGGUGCUAUAUGUGCCGGAAACGGCGCGUCAAGUGCGAUGAGAAGCGACCACAGUGUGGCAACUGCGUCAAGAGGCAGCAGCGCUGCCCAGGGUAUCGAGACUUCUUCGACGCCGUUCACAAGGACGAGACGUCUUUCAUUUCCCGCAAGAGCGGCCCAAAACGACAGAAGAGAACACAUGCUCCUGCGGAAGAUGACAUCCACGCCAGUCUCGACUUAUGUCUUUCCGAAGAAUGCCCCCGCUACAGCACCGAUGAGAGCAUCGAUUCGUCCAUCUUCCCGAUUCCAAAUCAUGCCAGCUCCUGUCUUGCUUUGUUCACACAGCCAUCACGGAAUGUGGUGUGCGAGUCGCUGGGCUACUUCUUCACGAAUUAUGUCAAUACCCCCCGAGACCCCAGCACCAACAUCUUCAUCGAGCAUAUCCUCCCAAUGUACUUGAACACUCCGCCCGACUCGGCUCUCUACGAGGCCAUCCAAGGAGUUGCCAUCAACGUCACCUCCAUGUGGAUGGCACGACAUGUGGACUCUUACCUCGCUCGAGAAGCCUACGGUAAAGCCGUGACUUGUCUAAAGGCCCUGCUGGAAGACCCCGUCCAGUGUAAAACGGACGAGACGCUCGCUACGGUCUUCAUGCUCGACUUUUACGAUUCGCUCAACCAACGCUUCGUAAAGUUUGUCGACACCGGCACCCACCAACAAGGCGCGGUGGCUCUGCUCAAGCACAGGGGAAAGGACAACUUCAAGACUCCCCUGGCUCAACGCCUUUUCAACGCCAUGAGAAGCCGGCAUAUCAACUACUCAUUGCAAGCGGGCAAGGACAUAGAGCUGGAUCCUUCCCUUCUUGCAGAUGAGACGGCCGUUCUUCCGUCCGCCAAACUUGACCUCUUGAACGUGGAGCUCGCAAAUUUGCACAAGCUGGCUCAAAGCGGACCCGAUGCGCUCCACCUGAGCAUGACCGAGUUUUACAAGCUUGUCUUGAGCAAAGCGUUGUUUCUGGAGAAGAAGCUUCAAGCGUGGUUCGAUUCGCUUCCUGUUUCAUGGCGGCCAGUUUCAGUAUCGGCAGCGGACUUGCAUCCUACUAUCCGUGAAGCCGGACUCUAUGAGAAUAUGUGCGACGUAUAUUCCUCGCUCGCCGUAUCUCACGUCAACAACGCGGCCCGGUCUUCGCACGUGGGUGCAUUGCGUCUGAUUGCACUCUGCUUGCAGGGGCUUCAGGAUCUGGGCGUCGCCGUCGACCCGGUCAUCGACUUUCAUGUGAAUGACAGGAUCCAAUUGGUCGUCGAUAAGUUCUGCGCUUCGAUCCCUUACCAUCUGGGAAACAGGACAGGGGUCACAUUUCCCCACGAGCAAAGUGAGUAUCCUUGGGUUCCCUGCGAUCUUCGUCGGCUAGCCAACUACGUCGACCCCUUUGGCAACGAGGUCCACAUGACUAUGGAGGACCAUGCGCGAGCCGCAGCAGCAAUUGGAGGCUGGUUCAUAAUGACGCCUCUUGCCGGAUUUCUGAAGGCCCCAGCACUGCGGUCACCCAAUGCGAAACCAGGGCCACUGAUGCGCAAGCUGCGGCCCGGCCAACUGGAUUGGAUCCGUGAUCAGAUGGCUCGGAUUCAGAAAAUUUACUUGUUCCCUGCUGACGGAUCUCAACAAUAUCCUGAUUGGACCUGGGUUUUGAAAAGGCCUGGCCCGGGUCACUGCAGAAAGUCAACCUCAGCCAUGCCGCCGCUCAACCAUAGUUUAUGGACAGUGUGA
Messenger RNA from Cladophialophora yegresii CBS 114405, 1770 nucleotides. RefSeq lists its product as uncharacterized. Gene Ontology annotation, biological process: regulation of DNA-templated transcription. The transcript has 2 exons. Gene Ontology annotation, molecular function: DNA-binding transcription factor activity, RNA polymerase II-specific; zinc ion binding. Lineage: Eukaryota; Fungi; Ascomycota; Eurotiomycetes; Chaetothyriales; Herpotrichiellaceae. The record is from RefSeq and is a predicted model, not a curated record. The coding region runs from base 1 to 1770 and encodes 589 amino acids.